GACAAAGACAUGAACAGAAAGAAAUAGACCGAAAAGAGGAGAGGGAAGAAAUUUGAAGAAACAGCAAAGAAAAAUUUCUAUUUUGAUGCCUUCUCUUUUACUGUAUGUAAUGUGAGUCAUGUCACUUCCCAUCACCUACCACUGAUAAUUCCAUGCCUUCUUAUUAGCCCCACCAUUUGCCUCUCCUCAGAAUUUCAUGUGCCUCUUGUGUUCUUCAAUUCCCUCCAACUUCACCACAGGGUGUGAUUAGUGCCUUUCCUGUGACCUCCUCCUUCAUUUGGUCCAGUGAGGGGAGGGGGUCUCAGAAGUUCCAUUUCAGAAACAGACACCCUUUUGAUCAUUUCGGAAAACCCAGAAAGCAAAAUCUAACAUUGGUAGGAUUUUUACAAUGGAUGCGAAGUUUUGGUGCUACAACGGCUUCACACCCAAAAGGGUUCUGGGAGCAUUAAAGAUCUAGUGUUUAACUUGCUUCAGGGUCUGAAAAGUAGCUGGGGACAAAUCUUGAAGGAUUUGAGUUGUGAAGGGGUACUCAUUGAUCCUUUUCAGCUCCAAAGACUUGUUUUUGCCUCUUUUUUGCCUAGUAUAUUUGUUUAGCAGCAAAAUGGCAUCUGAUCUGAGUUCGGGGUUGUACAAGAAAACUUUUGUCUUUGGUUUGAAAGUGUGGGUACUAAUGGGAAUACUAGUUGGGUUAUUCAUCGUAAUCAUUCUUGUGGUGCUAUCAAUAUGUCUCACUUUAAGAAAGAAGUUCAGAAGAGUCAAUGGCAAGCUUCCACUCAGCCAUGUGUUAGCUAUUUCAGAAGAGAUCAAAGAAAUCAGAGUUGAUCAAGUUUCAGCAAAUAAUCAUCCACAGAAUGGUACUUUUAUGAGUCUGAAUGACAAAUUUGGUGAAGGGGAGACUAAAAAGGUUUUGAACCAAACACAGAAUGGGGACAAUAGUAGUCAAUCAGGCUCCUUUAAUCAUUUAGAAAAAGAUGGUAAUGGCUCUCAAUCAGGUGAAGAAAGUGGUGCUAAGGGAAUUGCUUCUUAUAGGUCUUCUUUGCAUCCUAUGACCGCACCAUCCCCUUUGUCUGGUCUGCCGGAAUUCUCACAGCUUGGCUGGGGCCACUGGUUUACAUUAAGGGACCUAGAACUUGCUACAAACAGAUUUUCAAAAGAAAAUGUUAUUGGGGAAGGUGGAUAUGGAAUUGUUUAUCGUGGUCAAUUAAUCAAUGGGAGUCCUGUGGCUAUCAAGAAGCUCCUCAAUAAUUUAGGACAAGCUGAAAAGGAAUUCAGAGUGGAGGUUGAGGCUAUUGGUCAUGUGCGGCAUAAGAACUUAGUACGACUUUUGGGCUACUGCAUUGAAGGCACUCAUAGGUUGUUGAUUUAUGAGUAUGUUAACAAUGGCAAUUUAGAGCAGUGGCUUCAUGGGGCCAUGCGGCAGCAUGGUUUUCUUACUUGGGAUGCUCGGAUAAAAAUUCUCCUUGGAACAGCCAAAGCGCUGGCUUAUUUGCACGAGGCAAUUGAGCCAAAAGUUGUGCAUAGAGAUAUUAAGUCGAGCAAUAUUCUAAUUGAUGAGGACUUUAAUUCCAAAAUAUCUGACUUUGGGCUGGCUAAGUUACUUGGUGCUGGAAAAAGUCAUAUUACAACCAGAGUUAUGGGUACUUUUGGAUAUGUAGCUCCAGAAUAUGCGAAUUCUGGCUUGCUAAAUGAGAAGAGUGAUGUUUACAGCUUUGGGGUAUUGCUUCUUGAAGCAAUUACAGGAAGAGACCCUGUGGAUUACAGCCGACCAGCAGCCGAGGUAAAUUUGGUCGACUGGCUGAAGAUGAUGGUAGGUUUUCGACGCUCAGAAGAGGUGUUGGAUCCCAACAUCGAGACCAGGCCAUCGACAAGUGCUCUUAAACGAGCCCUCUUAACAGCUCUGAGGUGUGUUGAUCCAGAUGCAGAAAAAAGACCAAGAAUGAGCCAAGUCGUCCGCAUGCUUGAAUCAGAGGAAUAUCCUAUACCACGAGAGGAUCGAAGACGCCGGAAGAGUCAGGCCGGAAACAUGGAGGUGGAGACUCAUUCUGAUACAGAUAAGAGUGACAAUGCAGAUUAUAAGCCCAAUGGCAGAAGGAACCAAUGUGUGUAGCAGAGGCAGGCAUCUCAAAGAAUUUAUGGAAUGAAGAACACAAGUUAAUGGUAAAUUUUGCACUUCUGAGCUUUUGUAAAAGAUGUGAUGGCUGCCACUUUAUACAUGAAAACAUGGAGCUGGAACAUGUUUCUUUGGGAUGGUUUAUAUACUUAUUUGUUGUUAUAGUUAGUUUGUAGAUGUUAGAUUGUAGAUUAUUGUUUAUGGAUAAUGGUGGUUUGUACAGUUUCAUUACUAUUCUUUC
Vigna radiata var. radiata (mung bean) is the source of this 2351-nucleotide messenger RNA. RefSeq names its product probable receptor-like protein kinase At5g18500. Bases 602 to 2107 code for a protein of 501 amino acids. Gene Ontology annotation, molecular function: ATP binding; protein kinase activity. Lineage: Eukaryota; Viridiplantae; Streptophyta; Magnoliopsida; Fabales; Fabaceae. The record is from RefSeq and is a predicted model, not a curated record. The transcript has 8 exons. Gene Ontology annotation, biological process: protein phosphorylation.